AUGCCCUCACUGCUAGACCUCCCCGACGAGGUCCUCGUUGAAGUGGUCCGGCUCGCGCUCGGCCUCGGCCAUGCGGACGGUCCAAUUGACGAUGCGCGAUGCUUUCAGAUUGUCUCCCCGGAUUUUGUACCAGGCAUCGCGCCAUGGAUGAGAAAGCGCACGCUGAAGGCGCAUGCCGAAGAUAAAGCGCCUAUUGUGCCGCUGCUUGUGGCUUCACGGCGGUUGAGCAAGAUGGCCGGCUCUCUCUUGUUGAGCAGAUCCGUCUUUCGCGUGAGUGACACGCCGGAUUUGCAGCUACUUCUCAGCUCCAUGGGGCCUGAGCGGAUUCUACGCUUGAAGCACAUGUCGGUCGCCCUCUACUCGGACGACGAUUAUGAGCACGACCCGCGCGACGAUAAAACCACGCAACAGGACAUUGACGAGGCCACGACGGCACUGGGACAAUUGCCGUCGACACUGCGAGGCCUCCGUCUAGAAUUGCCUUACCAUUGGCAUCCUCCGUUCUCCCAUGACAAAGGCACCGACUUGCGCCUCAGAAACGCCAUGAGCAAGUUCUCCGACUUGAGGGAACUAUACCUCGACCUCUACACCCACUUUGUGCAUAUCGACAUGUUCACCAACAUGGCUGCCAACAUGUAUACCGACUUUCACGAAUGGAUCGAGCCGGCAGCCCCCCGGUACCCCCAUCUCAGGCGCCUCCAGCUCCAAGGAUGUCUGACGCCUUCCCUUGGAGGAAAAGGUCUUGCAACCGCUCUCUCAGAGGCACAGCUUCCGUGCCUGGAAGCGCUCGUUCUUGAUGGCAUUCUCCACGACAGCGACGACGAGAACUCUCUUAUAUUCCAGCCGGAUGCAUUCAAGACGAUGCACCCGUUGCGCGAGUUUUGCUGGAUCCCGUACGACUUUGACGAGGGCAUACGCAAAACGCUGGGGAACCCGCAUUCGCCGCCGACGAGGCGGCACUUGGAGGAGCUCAAGGCCAGGCACGGCGAGACUCUGCGCGUGUUGCAGAUUGACUUUGGGGAGAGGGAGUCGCGCAAUGGGCCGUGGGAUCUGGACAUUGAUGAGGUGUACUUGGACAAGUUCAAGGCCGGGCUGCCAAACCUGCGAGAAGUGUCUCUGACGAUGGGCGAGGAAGAGUGA
Molecule: messenger RNA, 1140 nt
Organism: Purpureocillium lilacinum
Lineage: Eukaryota; Fungi; Ascomycota; Sordariomycetes; Hypocreales; Ophiocordycipitaceae
Source: RefSeq, a predicted model, not a curated record